Messenger RNA from Chrysochloris asiatica (Cape golden mole), 2477 nucleotides. It is a transcript of the gene SMURF1, whose product is annotated as SMAD specific E3 ubiquitin protein ligase 1. The transcript is spliced from 18 exons. Lineage: Eukaryota; Metazoa; Chordata; Mammalia; Afrosoricida; Chrysochloridae. Gene Ontology annotation, biological process: negative regulation of BMP signaling pathway; ubiquitin-dependent protein catabolic process. The record is from RefSeq and is a predicted model, not a curated record. Bases 227 to 2413 code for a protein of 728 amino acids. Gene Ontology annotation, molecular function: protein binding; ubiquitin protein ligase activity.
GGGAGCGAGCGAGGGCCGGGGGCGCUGGGACGAGUGCUAGUCAAUCCCUCGACUCCACCAUCCACCCGCCGCCCAGACGCCUGGGCCGCGGAGUUUGUGUCCCGGCUCGGACCCCGGCGCCCAGCCCAGAGCCGUAACCUUGAGGCGGCGGCGGCGGCGGGGCCGGGCCGGGCCGGACCGGGGGGCGGCGGCGCUGGAUCCACGAUCGCCCGAUCGCAGGCGGGAGAUGUCGAAUCCCGGGACGCGCAGGAAUGGCUCCAGCAUCAAGAUCCGUCUGACAGUAUUAUGUGCCAAGAAUCUUGCAAAGAAAGACUUCUUCCGACUUCCCGACCCUUUUGCAAAGAUCGUUGUGGACGGGUCUGGGCAGUGCCACUCAACUGACACUGUGAAAAACACGUUGGACCCAAAGUGGAAUCAGCAUUAUGACCUAUAUGUUGGGAAAACGGAUUCAAUAACCAUCAGCGUGUGGAACCACAAGAAGAUUCACAAGAAGCAGGGAGCUGGCUUCCUGGGCUGUGUCCGGCUGCUCUCCAAUGCCAUCAGCAGGUUAAAAGAUACCGGAUACCAGCGUUUGGAUCUAUGCAAACUAAAUCCCUCAGAUACUGAUGCAGUUCGUGGCCAAAUAGUGGUCAGUUUACAAACACGAGACAGAAUCGGCACGGGAGGGGCUGUGGUGGACUGCAGGGGGCUGUUGGAAAAUGAAGGAACGGUGUAUGAAGACUCCGGGCCAGGGAGGCCGCUUAGCUGCUUCAUGGAGGAGCCGGCUCCAUACACCGAUAGUACAGGAGCUGCUGCGGGGGGAGGUAACUGUGGCUUCGCAGAGUCCCCCAGCCAUGAUCAGAGACUUCAGAUGCAGCGGCUGCGGAAUCCUGAGAUUCGAGGGUCCCUGCAGACGCCCCAGAACCGCCCACAUGGCCACCAGUCCCCUGAGCUGCCCGAGGGCUAUGAACAAAGAACCACAAUCCAGGGGCAAGUUUACUUUUUGCACACACAGACGGGUGUGAGCACUUGGCACGACCCCAGGAUACCCAGAGACCUUAACAGCGUGAACUGUGAUGAACUUGGACCAUUGCCACCUGGCUGGGAAGUCAGAAGCACUGUUUCUGGGAGGAUAUACUUUGUAGAUCACAACAACCGAACAACCCAGUUUACAGACCCAAGGUUACACCACAUCAUGAAUCACCAGUGCCAGCUAAAGGAGCCCAGCCAGCCGCUGCCGCUGCCCAGUGAAGGCUCAGUGGAGGACGAGGAGCUGCCUGCCCAGAGAUACGAGCGGGACCUUGUCCAGAAACUCAAAGUCCUCAGACAUGAACUUUCACUGCAGCAGCCCCAGGCUGGCCAUUGCCGCAUCGAAGUCUCUCGAGAGGAAAUAUUUGAGGAGUCUUAUCGCCAGAUAAUGAAGAUGCGGCCAAAGGACUUGAAGAAGCGCCUGAUGGUGAAAUUCCGCGGGGAAGAAGGCCUGGAUUAUGGUGGCGUGGCAAGGGAGUGGCUUUAUUUAUUGUGCCAUGAAAUGUUGAAUCCAUAUUACGGGCUCUUCCAGUAUUCUACGGACAACAUUUACAUGUUGCAAAUCAACCCAGAUUCCUCCAUCAAUCCUGACCAUCUGUCUUACUUCCACUUUGUGGGUCGCAUCAUGGGCCUUGCUGUGUUCCAUGGGCACUACAUCAACGGGGGCUUCACGGUUCCCUUCUACAAGCAGCUACUGGGGAAACCCAUCCAGCUCUCGGAUUUGGAGUCGGUAGAUCCCGAACUACACAAGAGCUUAGUGUGGAUUCUGGAGAAUGACAUCACCCCCGUGCUGGACCACACCUUCUGCGUGGAGCACAACGCCUUCGGGCGGCUUCUUCAGCACGAACUGAAACCCAACGGCAGGAAUGUCCCUGUGACAGAGGAGAACAAGAAAGAAUAUGUCCGGUUGUACGUCAACUGGAGGUUUAUGAGAGGAAUUGAAGCCCAGUUCCUAGCGCUGCAGAAAGGCUUCAACGAGCUCAUCCCUCAACAUUUACUGAAGCCCUUUGACCAGAAGGAACUGGAGCUGAUCAUCGGUGGCCUAGAUAAGAUAGACUUGAACGACUGGAAGUCCAACACGCGCCUAAAACACUGUGUGGCUGACAGCAACGUGGUCCAGUGGUUCUGGCAGGCUGUGGAGGCCUUCGACGAAGAGCGGAGGGCCCGGCUCCUGCAGUUUGUGACUGGCUCGACGCGCGUGCCUCUCCAGGGCUUCAAGGCUCUGCAAGGCGCGGCAGGGCCCCGGCUCUUCACUAUCCACCUCAUAGACGCAAACACGGACAACCUUCCGAAGGCCCACACCUGCUUCAACCGAAUCGACAUCCCGCCAUACGAGUCUUACGAGAAGCUCUAUGAGAAGCUGCUGACCGCCGUGGAGGAAACCUGCGGGUUUGCGGUAGAGUGAAGGGCAGCUGGGAGCCCAGGCUCGAGCUCCGACCACCAGCCACAUGCACACUGACCUCUGGUGC